CCUAAGAAAGACAUGGAGCUUGACCCUCAGAGUGUCACCCACGUUCCGAAUGGGGUUCUGCAAAGGUGGCAAGGGUAAAGGGAGCUGGGCACCUCACCUAGCUGCCCAGGCACACUAGGAGGGAUAGAGAGUCCUAAUCAUCCUGCAAUAGAAGGAAGGCUCCUGCUAGGCAUACAGGGCCACCCUACAUCAGGUAGGCUUGCCAGGUAGAACGAUCUUACUUAGCCAGAGUAUUGGAAGGGGUACCCAGAAACCGCUCUCCUGCUUUUUGCCUAGUGGGUUUGGACAAGGCUAAGAAGUUGGGCAUGAUAGGGUCUUUCCUCUGCUGUCUCGGGCUGUCUGGAGUUGGUUGAGGAAAGCUGUGUGGAAUUGAAUCAUUUUGUGAAUGAAAAAAACCCGAUAGGACGUGACUGCUCCUAGGUAUGGUAAAGGAGGAGGUUUAUUGAGGAUUAAACGGACAUGGGACAUCUGGGAGAGCCCAGAGUGGACGUGACCCGGAGCUUUGUGAGAAGUGGGGAGAGGAACCAGAUGCAGUAGCCGACAGCCCAAAAGAGGAGAGGUGACCAAGAUGGUCGGGUUAUAUAUGGAAGGGCAGCUAGGGGGAGAGGCUAGCCUAGCCUGUGGGCUGGAUUAGGUUUAGGGUAAGGGGCGGAGUAUGUCAGCCUGGAGGGGCCCUGUAACAGGUAGUGCAAGGGAUGCCGGGGAACCUAGGGGCCAGUGCGUCUUUGAUAUGUUAAAUAGGCCCCCAGCUCUUUGUCCCGGUUUUGAGACUUUGAGCCAGGCUGUGAGUUCUGUGGUCUGCAGACUGUUAACCCUCUCAGGGAUGCGUUUGAGGAGUGUAGGAGGGGCGCAGAGGCCUCUGUCUCCACUAGUCCUGUGUUGGAAUUGGCAUCUUGUGUCCUACUAGGAGAUGCCAUCUCUGAGGAGAGGCCGUCCCCUGUAGUUUGUGCUUGUUUUACGUGUACAGCUAACUUCCCGUGUGUGUGUGUGUGGAGCAAGAAUUUAAAGAGCUGUGCAUUCUUCCUCUUAGAGCUCCGGGGACUGUCAUUGUAGGACACCCCCCACCCCCCACUGGUCAGUUAGAGAGAGGAUCAUGGAUAGAUGAACCCAGGGACCUAUGGGGAUUCAGAAGGUAUCUGUUGUCACACCUGGGAAGUGUGCGCCUUGGGCUUCUGCUUCCAUUAGGAUCUUCGAGUUUGGUAAGGGUAAGAACACAGUCUUGCAGCCAGGUUCAUUCUCACAGGCCUAGGCCAGCGGGCUGCCCAGUGUGUCUGGCCUAAGGGCUGUGGUCUCUCUCUGCUAGGCCGGCAGACCCAGAACUGUUGGCUGAGGUCAGCCACUAUUUUUCAGAAAGCUACUUAACCUAGCAGACUCCAGCCUCUCCCCUGUGGGAUGCUCCUCUGCCAGUGUCUGAGCCUCCGGCUUUUCCUCUCCCUUACCUUGAACUUGGGAAAGGUGAGCCACGCACUCAGGUUGAGGGCAGAGUUGUCCUGAGAGACGCAGGUGUGUCGGGAAAGACAGGCAGUAAUCACUAAGAGCCAGCCACCUUGUCCUAUGCUGUUGAAGGACCUGAGGCUCGGGCGCAGGCAUCUGCUCUGUGUCUUAAGUCGGGUUGCUAAGGUUCCACGGACCCUGAGACGCACUGUUCAUCCUUAGUGAACUGGGAGGAGGGUUGGGAUGGACGGUUGUUGCCAGCAUCAUGCUCCCUGGUCCUCCUAGUCCCCGAGCCUCAGUCUCCUAAACGGAUCUCCUAAACAGAUGUGCGGGAAGGUUGACUCUCACCCUCGCUCACAAAGUGUACUUGGGCGGUAGCUCAGAGACUGCUGUGGCCAGGGAAUCCCAGUUUGCUGAUUGCAGACACUUGGUGCCUUUUCUGCCUUGGUCCAUCUGCGUCCAGGUCAUGUGUGCUCAGUCAUAUAGGGUGCUAGCUAGGCGAGGUGGCGUUCACCUGACCUGGACUGUUGGGGUACGCCAUGUAGGCCGUUAGACAAAUGUAGUCACAUUGGAGGCUGAUUUAGCCCUUGGAGAGUGGAGAAAGCUCAGCUUGCUCUUUUCCCUUCCUUCCUGUCUUCCACCCUCUCUCCCUUCCGUCCUUCUCCCGAACUUCUUUCCCCCUCCCUCCCUCCCUCCAUCUGUCCAUCCUUCCUUGGGGCUGAACCCAGGGCUAAGUACAAGUUCUUCCAGCAAGCCCCCAUUUGUUCACUGGGAUGCCCUCUCCAAUAAGGCCAGCAGGCUUAUGGGACAGGCUGUUGAUAGGGUGUGGAUGAGGGGUUUUCUGACAAGGGCCUGAUUGAAAGGGUAUUGUGAAUCGCACUAAUUAAACUUGGCAUUCCAUAGGAAGAGGGAAGAAUUAAGCUACAGAGGGGUGAGUAGUUGGGAUAAUGACAAACACGCAUAGAUGCUGGCAGUGGAUACAGUCCCUGAUCUGUGAGGACGGGGUCUGUGUUGGAGAAGCUGGAGCCAGGGGAGCAGGUUGUGGGUUUCAUGUGAAGCCAGGCAAGGUUGUCCACAGAUACCUUUUUCAGAAGGGUGGGGCUCGUCUACCUGCCUAGCGGGCAUUGAAAGCUUCGGGAGCCGCAGGGAUGGCAGUGGAUACUGACAUCCUGCAUCCUGCCCAAGCCCGUGACCUGGUGGUGCUCAGGGAUCCGAGUGACUGCAUCUCAGUGUUGUGAGUGAGCUUCGACACUCUUGAGAGGCUCUCCCCUUCUUGUCUGGCCUGGGGUCGUGCAGCUUUUGAGGCCUCUCCCCUGUAUCUCUGGGGACCUGAAGACUAGAGCAUAUUCCAGCCACACCUGCCUUUGAACAAAGGAGAGAGGAAGGGAAAGUAGGCUCCCACCCCAUUCAGGUAACUUGAGUCUGGCCCCAGGAGGCUGCCCCCACGCCCCACAGGAGGUCUGAAUAAUUGAACAGGGUGGCUACUCAUUCCUGUGAGGCCGGGGCUGGCCAAGCUUCCUUGCCUCUGACUUUUGGACCUGACUGGAAGUAGGGAAUAUACAUUCUGGGGACACCUGGGAGGUCAGUCAGGUCCACUCUUCUCCCCCCCCCAAAAAAAAAAAAUUAGUGUGCCUGCUGGGGACCUGUGGGGUGUAUUGGAUGUGUUGUUUCGACAGCUAGCCAAGGGCCACUGUGGGGGUGGAACUAUUGGAGCCAAUGCUACUGCUCAGUUCUGGUUUCCUCCAGCUUCCACAAAGGCUCUGAGAAGGGUGUCUGUCUUGGGGAUGGAGGUGCAGGGGCACAGAUUGCACAGGUUGACCCUAGCAACCCAUUUAUUUAGCUGCUUUUAUUUGUCAUGUAUUUGCUUACUGUUCUGGGGAUGGAGCUUAAGCCUUUGCCCAGGCUAGACCUAGUCAGUCCACAAUGCACUUUACAAAGAGUCCACUCAUUCAUUUCUUCAUUUAAUGUACUUAUUUCUCCACAUGUGUGUGCGCAUGCUCACACCCUGUAUGUGCAGACGCCUUCAGAGUCCCAAGGGUGUCAGAUUGCCUGGAACUACAGAUGGUUGUGAGCCAGUACUUGAUCUGAGUGCUGGGACUCCAGGUCCUCCAAGAGCAAAACUUGAAGGGUCUAAGUGCAAGGGGCAGCUUUUGAUUUUUGGGGCAACCAACUGGGACUUGAUUGGACGGAAGGAAGUGCCUAAACAGCAAGCUGCUUACCGCAACCUUGGUCAGAAUUUGUGGGGGCCCCAUAGGUAUGGGUGCCUGUCAGGAGUCCGGGUGCGAACUGUGGUUUCAGGUUCAUGUGCUGCCCACAGCCUGCUCAUCACAACAGAAGGGAAGCUGUGGAGCUGGGGUCGGAAUGAAAAGGGGCAGCUGGGCCAUGGAGAUACUAAGAGGGUGGAAGCCCCCAGACUCAUCGAGGCCCUCAGCCAUGAGGCAAUCGUGCUGGCCGCAUGUGGGCGCAACCAUACUCUGGCCUUGACAGAUACCGGCUCCGUGUUUGCCUUCGGAGAGAAUAAGAUGGGGCAGCUGGGCCUGGGGAACCAGACAGAUGCUGUCCCAAGUCCUGCUCAGAUUAUGUACAACGGGCAGCCAAUUACCAAGAUGGCCUGCGGGGCUGAGUUCAGCAUGCUGAUGGACUGUAAAGGAAACCUCUAUUCCUUUGGGUGCCCUGAAUAUGGCCAGCUGGGACACAACUCGGACGGGAAGUUCAUCGCCCGGGCACAGAGGAUAGAGUAUGACUGUGAGCUGGUGCCCCGGAGAGUGGCUAUCUUCAUCGAGAAGACCAAGGACGGGCAGAUCUUGCCUGUCCCCAACGUGGUGGUUCGAGAUGUCGCCUGUGGCGCUAACCACACACUGGUCCUGGACUCACAGAAGCGAGUCUUCUCCUGGGGCUUUGGUGGCUAUGGCCGGCUGGGCCAUGCUGAGCAGAAGGAUGAGAUGGUACCUCGCCUGGUGAAACUGUUCGACUUCCCGGGGCGUGGUGCAACCCAGAUCUAUGCUGGCUAUACCUGCUCCUUUGCUGUCAGUGAAGUGGGUGGCUUGUUUUUCUGGGGGGCCACCAAUACCUCCCGAGAGUCUACCAUGUACCCGAAAGCAGUGCAGGACCUCUGUGGCUGGCGGAUCCGGAGCCUUGCCUGCGGGAAGAGCAGCAUCAUCGUAGCGGCCGAUGAAAGCACCAUCAGCUGGGGUCCAUCGCCAACCUUCGGGGAAUUGGGAUAUGGGGACCACAAGCCCAAGUCUUCUACUGCAGCCCAGGAGGUGAAGACUCUGGAUGGCAUCUUCUCCGAGCAGGUGGCCAUGGGCUACUCACACUCCUUGGUGAUAGCGCGGGAUGAAAGUGAGGCUGAGAAGGAGAAGCUGCAGCGGCUGCCUGAGUACACCCCGCGCACCCUCUGAGCAGCCAGCCCUCCCCUCGCGGCGCUGUCCUUUCCACGUGCACUGGGACCAGAAGUCAGACAAGGAAUUUAGGAAGCAAAAGUUGACCAAGGGUGCAUUGGGUUAGCCUCCCUGAGGUUCCGUUUCCAAGCGAUUCAACAUUAACUACCUUUUUCUGUAUGCUUUCCAAAGUGUUUUUCCCUCAAUGUUUGAUUAAAACAUUUGCUCAUA
This is a messenger RNA of Grammomys surdaster, 5045 nucleotides long. It is a transcript of the gene Rcc2, whose product is annotated as regulator of chromosome condensation 2. The transcript is spliced from 12 exons. Bases 3399 to 4835 code for a protein of 478 amino acids. The record is from RefSeq and is a predicted model, not a curated record. NCBI's taxonomy places the organism in Eukaryota, Metazoa, Chordata, Mammalia, Rodentia, Muridae.